AUGCUAUUCAGAAGGGGCACGGCUGAGUGGUUUGGUUUGGGAACAGACUGUGAUUUGGAUCAACACCAUUGGCAACGUAAGAGCUGGAGACACUGCAGCCAGAGGUAUGGGAAGCUGAAAGCACAGUACCAGAGGAACAUGGGGAUUCCCAAUCUAGAAUCUGAUCCUUUCUCCACAGCGAAUUCACCAGAUCCCUCUAAAGUGCCUAAGGGCCAUGUGCUGCGUUAUACAGACACGGUGGAUCAGGCUGGCAUUCCCCAUCCAGCAGACUCUCCUCUCAAAUCUCUUGGUUCAUUUCGAAACUCCCAGUCAGGAUACAUGGGAAUGAUUCGCAGGAAACGGGAGUCAGUCGUUCGAAUGAGUCUGCGAGCAGCAUCAUCUGUGAUAACGGGUCGUCCUCUUCUGAGACCUUCUCCGCACAGACGAACCAGAGGAAGCUUUGUAUAUCCUAGCAACUUUGUUGAAGAUGUCAUCGAUGGUCCAGAAGGUCUGGACUCCUCGUUUUUUAGUAAGAUCGAUGCUCCUGAUGAAAGUUACUCAAUGCCUGAUGAUGUGUUUGAAUCUCCACCGCUGUCAGACUCCUGGCCAAUGAGGGACGUCCACCUUGUGGAGAGGCUACAAUCACCAUUAGAAUCCAGGACACAGGUGUUGAAAGGUGAAGCAGAGCAUAGAAGAGGUAAACGCAUUGUGUCGCAAGUCAAGCACUUUGCAUUUGAUAAGAAAACUCGUAAGUACGGCCUUGGGGUGGUUGGGCGGUGGCUGAAUCGUAGAUAUCGCCGAGCCCUAAGCUACAGCAUCCAAACCAAACUGCAGGACAUGAGGAGUCACAGGCCUUAUUUCACUUACUGGAUCACAUGUGUUCACAUUUUGAUCAGCUUGCUGGCAAUUGGACUUUAUGGGAUUGCUCCAGUCGGGUUUGCACAGCAUAUGAAAACACAGCUCGUGUUGAGGAAUAAAGGGGUAUUUGAGAGUGUGCAACACGUGCAGCAGGAGAACUUUUGGAUCGGACCAAGCUCGGUUGCUCUCAUUCACCUUGGAGCAAAGUUUUCUCCCUGUUUACGGAAGGAUCGGUCCAUCUCGAAACUUAUUGAGAAGCAGAGAGAACAGGAGAGGAACUCUGGCUGUUGUGUUCAGAAUGAUAACUCUGGGUGUGUACAGACACUGAAAGAAGAUUGUUCGGAAACACUUGCAACAUUUGUAAAAUGGCCAAAGUUCCAGGCUCCUCACCUGGAAUCGAUUAAUGGGAGUAGAUCAUCUGGGGCAGUCUGCCAUCAGGAUCCAAGGUAUGUGAGCUCUGGUCAAAUCAGUUGGCACUACUCUCCCACCCCACCCCAAUACCUUCCUGUCAAGACCUCCUCACCCAACUCCCUUGCAGUAUUUUCCCAUGGAGCAGGUUUUGAGGCACUGAAUGGCCAGUUUGAGCCCUCUGUUAGCAGUGGGAAUAUUUCCAAUAAUUCCUCAAUAACUUUGCCUUUUGGAUCUUUCCUGUGUAGGUGUGAAAUCACUACCAGAGAAUACUGCCAGUUUAAGGACGGAUAUUUCCAUGAAGAAGCAACCUUGUGUUCACAGGUGCACUGUCUGGAUGAAGUAUGUGGCUUGUUACCGUUUCUGAAUCCCGAUGUUCCAGAUCAGAUCUACAGGCUUUGGCUCUCCCUUUUUCUUCAUGCUGGGAUUAUCCACUGCUUGGUUUCAGUGAUAUUCCAAAUGACCAUUCUUCGGGACCUGGAGAAGUUAACAGGUUGGCUACGCAUUUCAAUCAUCUACAUCCUAAGUGGAAUGAUGGGAAACUUGGCAAGUGCGAUCUUCCUGCCAUACAGAGCUGAGGUUGGUCCUGCAGGAUCUCAAUUUGGUUUGUUGGCUUGUCUCUUUGUAGAAUUAUUUCAGAGUUGGCCAAUCCUGGAGAAACCAUGGAAAGCCUUGCUGAAGUUGAUCGGAAUUGUUCUUUUUCUUUUUACCUCUGGCUUGUUGCCUUGGAUUGACAAUAUUGCCCAUAUCUUUGGAUUCAUUAGUGGUUUCCUGCUAUCUUUUGCCUUCUUGCCAUACAUUACAUUUGGCCAAAGUGAUAAAUACAGGAAGAUAAUAAUGAUCAUUGUCUCGCUUCUGGUCUUCGUUGGACUCGCAGUGUCUCUGGUGAUCUGGUUCUAUGUUUAUCCCAUUAACUGUCACUGGUGUGAGUACCUCACCUGCAUACCAUUCACCAGCAACUUUUGUGAAAAGUAUGACCUUGAUCAAACCAUAAGUGAACAAUAAUUUGGACCAUCUGGUUUUUGGAUAAAUGGACCAUGUACUUACUGAAAAUGGUACCUGGGUAAUGGUAACACAGUUAGUUUACGCAAAUUGUGCAGCCCAUUGUUAGUAAGAUUGAGAAGCUGAAUGAUGCUGUAAGACUGGCCGACUGGAAGAUGAAAUGAACUGCUUACUGUGUGACAGUUUUAAAUACUGAGACUAUGAUAAUAUCAUCCAAUUACUGCCUCAACCAAUUGCUCUGCUCCACAACUAUUCAACACAAUAGCACUGAUCUCAGAGUAGUUUACUGGUUUGCACAUAUUGACUGUCUUCUCUUCACAAGAGAGGAAGAAACUAAUGUAAAUUGUGAAACAUCUGCAUUUGCUUGUAUUUUCCAUAUCUAGACAAUAUACUCUUUUUGAUGAGUCAAAAUUUGACUAAAGAUUGGUUUGUGUUGUUGUAGAGGCUGGUUCUGUUUAAUACACUCAUUAGCAAUCUUGUUGAGAGUUCUGUGGAUGUUGAAUUUUUUUGCUGUUAGUUUUAUGUUUCUUGUGAGCUUACACUUAUUGUUGCUUCUGUUGAGAUUCCAGUUGGUUAUAUUACUGGACCAGUCAGAUCUCAGAAUGAAGUCUGGCUUGAUAGAUCAUUU
Molecule: messenger RNA, 2875 nt
Organism: Chiloscyllium plagiosum (whitespotted bambooshark)
Lineage: Eukaryota; Metazoa; Chordata; Chondrichthyes; Orectolobiformes; Hemiscylliidae
Source: RefSeq, a predicted model, not a curated record